Guillardia theta CCMP2712 is the source of this 240-nucleotide messenger RNA. RefSeq lists its product as hypothetical. The annotation marks the transcript as partial. The record is from RefSeq and is a predicted model, not a curated record. Lineage: Eukaryota; Cryptophyceae; Pyrenomonadales; Geminigeraceae. Gene Ontology annotation, biological process: regulation of DNA-templated transcription. The transcript is spliced from 2 exons. Gene Ontology annotation, molecular function: DNA-binding transcription factor activity; sequence-specific DNA binding.
CCCUCGUUCAUUGGCAAGUUGGCCAUGAUGCUCGAUGACCAGACCGCAGCACCAUAUGUGGCGUGGUCGAGCACCGGAGACAGCAUUAUUGUCAUCAAUCCCUCUUUGUUUGCAACACAGGUGCUCCCAAGAUAUUUCAAACAUAGCAACUUCGCGUCUUUUGUACGCCAGUUGAAUCUUUAUGGGUUCCACAAAACUUCCCAAGAAUCAGAAACGUGUGAAUUUGCGCAUCCUAUGUUC